Molecule: messenger RNA, 8117 nt
Organism: Acipenser ruthenus (sterlet)
Lineage: Eukaryota; Metazoa; Chordata; Actinopteri; Acipenseriformes; Acipenseridae
Product: RNA-binding protein 26-like
Exons: 23
Coding region: 405-3419 (1004 amino acids)
Biological process (GO): mRNA processing
Cellular component (GO): nucleus
Molecular function (GO): RNA binding; metal ion binding
Source: RefSeq, a predicted model, not a curated record
AGUGACGUUUUCACGAAAAAAAAAAUACGUCUCGCGAGUUUUCAUUUUCCAACGAGACUAACAGCCGCCAUUUUCGUGGAGUAAGCAGUCAGGAAAGGGUAAAAAAAAAGUCUGUUCGUAGUCAUUUCUACUUUUGUUGAUUUAGUUUAUCUCAUACGGCAAAAGCUACAUUUAAGUGCUUGACAGCAGCGGUUCUAGAAAAAAUAUAGAUACAUAUAUAUCGUUACAGGUCACACGAUCCCACGUUUCUCUCUGCACAGGUGCUGUCGGGCCUUUUUGCACAUUUCGGUCCCCUCAUUGCAACUUGCUUUUGGGAAACAAAUUAGUUAUAUUCUGUUGCAUUUGAUUCAACGUUGCUGGGGCUCAGCCCUGAAAACAUUUUAGAGGGCUGAUCAGUUUCUAAAAUGAUAAUAGAAAACCUUGAGGCUCUGAAGUCGUGGCUCUCAAAGACCCUAGAACCCAUAUGUGAUGCUGAUCCAUCUGCUCUUGCUAAAUAUGUUGUUGCCUUAGUUAAAAAGGAUAAAACCGAGAAAGAACUUAAAGCAUUAUGCAUAGACCAGUUGGAUGUAUUUCUUCAGAAAGAUACCCAGAUUUUUGUUGACAAGCUUUUCAAUGCUGUGAAUUCAAAGAGUUAUCUACCUCAGUUUGAGCAGCCUUCAUCGACGACUGUAAGAACAGAACCUUUUCAACACCCAGAGAAAGAUGAUGUAAAAAAAGAUGAGCAGGUAAACAAGGAAGAAGAGAGGGACACAAAAAAAUUCCCCAGAAGAAUAAAUCACAGCCCCCAGCAGUCCAGUUCACGGUACAGAGACAGCAGAAUUCGGGAUGACCGAAAAAAGGACGACCGCUCUCGAAAAAGGGAUUACGAGCGAAAUCCUCCAAGGAGAGACUCCUACAGGGACAGAUAUAACAGGAGGAGGGGUCGCAGCCGCAGUUACAGCAGGAGUCGCAGCCGCAGCAAAGACAGGCCUCGUGACCGGGACAGAAGCAGAACAAGAAGCCGAAGCAGAACAAGCAGAGAAAGGGACACUGGUAAAUCCAAAUAUGACCUAGACAGAACAGAAAGAACCGAGCCUUCAGAGAACAAUUAUACUUCAGCAUCAUUGGUUUCAUCUGAUCACUAUCCUGUCCCAUCACUCAGCAGUACUAUCACUGUUAUAGCACCAACUCACCAUGGCAACAACACUAGCGAAAGCUGGUCAGAAUUCCAUGAAGAUCAAAUAGAUCAUGGCUCAUAUGGGAGAGGACCACCACCAAAGAAACGCUGCAGGGAUUAUGACGAAAAGGGCUUCUGCAUGAGAGGAGAUAUGUGUCUGUUUGACCAUGGAAGUGACCCAGUGGUUGUGGAAGAUGUCAAUCUCCCAGGCAUGCUGCCAUUUCCAGCACAGCCCCCUCCUGUUGAAGGACCUCCCCCUCCUGGCCUUCCACCACCUCCCACCAUGAUGACACCACCUCCUAUAAAUUUAAGACUGCCAGGGCCCCCUCCUAGUCCUUUACCUCCAAGCCUUCCACUGGUAACAGGGCCUCCACCAUCUCUUCCUCCUCUCCAACCUCUCCAGCCCUCUGGUUUGGAUGCACCCCCAAACUCCAUUACAGGUUCUGUACCUCCAAUUGUGACCUCGGUGAUUCGUCAUCCACCACCUCAAGCUCAGCCCCCUCUCUUCACUUCAGAAACAUAUGAACCUGAUGUAUAUAAUCCUGAAGCACCAAGCAUAACCAGCACUUCAAGACCUGUGUAUAGACACAGAGCACAUGCGCAAAGACCAAACCUAAUAGGGCUGACAUUGGGGGAAGAGGAUCUUCCACCAAGAGAAAACCCUGCUAACAACAGCAUGAGAAUAGUGGUGGAAUCAGAGUCCAGAAAAAGAGCAACAGGGGCAGUAGACAGUGGGAUGCUUUCUAAGAAACCCUGGUUUGACAAGCAAAAUUUCAGUAACCCUAAUAACCUAGGAUUCCAGAAGAAGAUGCAGUUUGGAGCUGAAAAUGCAAAGCUAGAAAUAAGGAAGAUUCCUUUGGAGCUCAAUAACAUCCGCAAGCUUAAUGAACACUUCUGCAAGUUUGGCACUAUUGUUAAUCUCCAGGUGGCUUAUAAGAGUAAUCCUGAAGGUGCCCUUAUUCAGUUUUCCAGUCACGAAGAGGCUAAGAGAGCUAUGUCCAGCACUGAAGCUGUGCUUAACAAUCGCUUCAUCAAGGUAUUCUGGCAUCAAGAAGACAUUGCACCCCAACUGCAGCCUACAACACAACAGGUGCAUCGGACUUCAGCACAGCAACCCAGUGCGUCAGCACUCAAACAGUCUGUAAAAGAUCGAUUGGGUCCUAUACCAACAGCCACUACAGAGCCAGCUCAGCCACAACCUUCAAACACAGUCUCCACUCAGAACACCAGUAAACUUUCUGUGAAAGAAAGGUUGGGUUUUUGUUCUAAACCGUCAGCAGUCGCAAAUCAAAAGGUGCUGUCUACUUCUAUGGGCCUUACAAAAACUGUUUACAACCCUGCUGCCCUGAAGGCAAUACAGAAAACUAUGCCUUUUGUGAACACUGGUGUUGCAGACCACAGCGAAACCCUGAAAAAGAAACAGGAAGCACUAAGGCUUCAACAAGAUGUAAGAAAAAAGAAGCAGGAAAUAGUGGGAAAACACAUUGAAACACAAAAGAUAUUAAUCUCAAAACUGGAGAAAAACAAAACCAUGAAACCGGAGGACAAGGCUGAAAUCAUGAAAACUCUGAAAACUCUGACAAACAGCAUAACCAAACUGAAAGAUGAACUGAAAGCAAUCUCAAGUGGCAUUCCUCACAAAACCAUGAAAACCAGGGCUCAGAUGCAAAAAGAGCUGCUGGAUUCAGAGUUAGAUUUAUAUAAGAAGAUGCAAGCUGGGGAAGAUGUUGCACAACUGAGGAGAAAGUACACAGAACUUCAGCUAGAGGCUGCCAAAAGAGGAAUCUUGUCAUCUGGUCGUGGUAGGGGGGGCCAUGCCCGGGGACGUGGGGCACUUAGAAGCCGUGGCAGAGGAAUGCGUGGAAGGGGUAGAGGGGCCCCUCUGUAUGCUGUGGUGGACCACCGUCCAAGAGCUUUAGAGAUCUCUGGUUUUACUGAACCUGAUAGAGAGGACUUGCUUCCUUAUUUUGCACAAUUUGGUGAAAUUGAAGACUGGCAGAUUGACGACUUGUCUCUUAAUGCUGUCAUUACCUACAGGACAAGGGCAGAAGCGGAGGCUGCUGCCGUUCAUGGGGCUCGGUUUAAAGGUCAGGACCUUAAACUGGCAUGGCACAAGCCUGUCACCACCCUUACUAAUGCUGAUCCUGAGGAAGCAGAACCCGAUGAAGAGGAGUUUCAGUCAGAGUCCUUGCUAGAUGAUGCUUUACUUCAAGAUGAUGAUGAAGAGGAGGAUGACAAUGAAUCUCGGGCAUGGAGAAGAUAAUUUACCAGACCCUGAAGCAUGGCUGUCCGCACCUACACCAGACUGCUUACCUGACUUGUUUCGAAAUACUUUUUAACAACUAGUAGUGUGUUUUACUAGAAAUGAAUGAAGAUUUAAGUUUAUAAAAAUGCAAGCAGAAGUACAUCUUGUGUGAGUUAUGUUUUAAGAAAUGAUUGUAAAUACUGUAGGAGGCACACAUGUAAAGCUUUUCUUUUUUUAUUCUUCUGUAAUGUACAAUGUUACAUGACCUUUAAAGAUUCCUUUUUUUCUUUUUACCGAUUUGGUCUAUUACUAGUGACCAGAUUUGUUUUAUUGAGAGUUUGGUUCCAUGUUAUUAUGGAAUGAGGUUACAUUGGAUAACUUUUAUGAAUGUUCAUGCGUUCUGAGACGACCACAAACGUAUGUUAGGUAUUUGAGGGGGGGGGGGGGGGGGGGAGAUGUUACUUUGCAUAGUUUUGGUUGAGUUUUGUGUACGUAUUUUACGUAUUGGAUUUUAAUGAUGAACUGUAUGACUGAUCUGCUUCCAAGUCUCUUUUGACUACUAUUAUUAUUAUAUAUAUUUUUUUUUGACAUGUAAAAAAUAAAGAACUGGAAUGGUCUAUAACAUAAAAGACAAAACAAAGCAAUAACAAAAAAAGACAAUUGAAAAGAUUAACAGCAAAAAAAAAAAAAAAAAAAUGAAGACCAUUCCAAACCCCCCACCCCCAUGGUCACAAAAAGAGCUGAAAUCCAUUUUACCCUGCCACUGUAACUGAGCUAUGGUGACACACACAUCUACGCAAGCUGGAUGUCAUUCAGAGCAGUAAGUAUGUGCCUAGAGGAGGUUCAAACUGGAACUGGAUACCAGAGGGAAGAACCUGCUACAGCUGACCUGUUGCCACAAGAAAAAAUGCCAAGCACAUUUUUCAUAAAAAUAAAGCAGGUGAUUUAUCUAUUUACUUUACACUUUGCAGAACUAUUUGACACAUAAACCAAGACCAAUGCCCCAAAUUAUUAUACACUAUAAUAACUCCCAGGCCUCGCCCGUAUUUGAUUGUUUAUGUCGUAAACAGAAUGUAAUUCACACUUGUAAUUUAGAUUUCCAUUACACAAGAGUAGAUGUUAAAACUUCAUGCUGAUUUGAACUCGGCUCUCUCUUUUUUUUUCCCCUCAAAUUAUGCAAAUAGACACAUUUUCUCUUGGGCCCAGCUCCCAAUGUCCCAUCUUAAUUAAGACUAAAUCUUUCUUUAAAAAAAAAAUCAAAUAAAGUUUUCUUCAGUGUGUAUUUUUACCUUUCUAACACUUGAUGUUUUGAUUUUCAGUUAAGCCAUGGAGCUCUUGGGCAAAUGAAAAGUGGAACCUAAAAUUAACCUUUAACAUUUUUAUAAAGGCCACUAUCUAUGGACCUCCAAGAUUGGCAGCUCGGCCAACAAGAUUCAAACCUUGCUUGCAUGACUUGCCCUGAUGGGAUCCCCCUGAAAAUUACCUCGUAUACAAGAAACAACUUCUGGGCUUGUUGUCUACUUUAAGCCACAGGUUUUAAAACGUUGUUCAAGAAGAAUGGUGACAAAACUUAAGUCUUGCAUAGCUUUAGCAUGAAUUUGAUGCACAGUGCACUUUUGUAUUCCAAUCAAUAUCAAGUACACCUCUUAUUUUAAAAUGUGGUGGUUUGUAUAGCUGUAUUAAUAUUUUACAUAUAUAGUAUGUUUUAUUACAUGUAAAUAAGACCAAUUACAUUACUUGAGCUGAGUAGUUCAUUGUUUACUCCAAUAUGUUGAAAUUAUUUGCAGUGGAGUGGGUUGGGUCUUUAUCCUUUUAACCAGUACAACUAACUUAACUUGGUAUCAAUGUUAUAACUUUUCUCAUGUGUCAUUAGGGUUGCCACCCGUCCUGGUUUUGCCUAGAUUGUUCUCUUUUCAGGCAGCUGCCCUGGGAAAUCUGUAAGACUUCUUGGGACAUUAAAUGUCAAAGUAUAUGAUUGAUUGAUUGAUUGAUUGAUUGAUUGAUUGAUUGAUUGAUUUAUGUAUGGUAUGUAUGUAUGUAUGUAUGUAUGUACGAAAUGACUCUGGUGUCCUGGUUUUUUGUAAGUGUCACGGAUUUUGUCAAAAAAAAAAUUUAAAAAAAAUGUAUUUUUGAAGAUACAUAAAAUGGGGAAAAAAUAAUUUGAAAUGUCACGUUUUUACACUUUUAUCCUCUCAGCAUUUGUUAUUGGUGGUAAUUAUAUUUGUACUUUUGACAGCUGGGGGUUUGGGCAAACUUUCUGAAAUCUGUUUAUGAGCCUUUCAGCAGUGUUGUCAUUUAUCCAUCAGCAUUCACUCCAUUUAAUCUGGGCCCCUCAGCUGUGCAGACUGCAGCCCCUGUUGUGAGUGAUCGGCCUGCAUGAGUGCUCCCAGCAUCUCCCGUCGCAUCACAUUUGCAUAAAAUAGGACGGAUAACCAAAUCAGAGCCCAGAAAUGAAAAUGCUCAGCACCAUGCCUGUCACAGUUGUUGUUCAACUAAUUGUGAAAAAUUUGAUUAGCUGGAUUUUCACUGUUUAUCAUUAAGACUCCCCCAAAUUUGCCUUGGCUUGUACUUCCCUACAUGUAGCUUUUAAACACAAAGUACCCUCAACCCUCCCUUGGGAUUACUUUCCCUGCCCACCAGCUUUUAAUGCUGGCACAUUCACUUGCUAAAUUAGGUCCACGUUGCAGGCAAACACAAUUAAUAAAUGGGAAGAGACACAGCCAUUGCACUUAAUUUUUAUUUAUUUAUUUAUUUAUUUAUUUUUAUUUUGUUUUAUACCAACUCUGUACAAAGAACAGCAAAAGCUUUUACUUGCAGUAUUUUUUUUUUUUUUUUUUUUACUUACUGUAUAGUGAAAAUAGCAUGGGAGGUAAAAUAAAAGCAGUAACAAAUGCUUCUGCUUUAAACUUUGGUUUAGUUAGAUGAAGUUUGUUUACUGUAAGAAGGUAGCUUCAAGGUAGUUAAGUUGUUUGGUAUUUUUGUAUUUAUUUUAUUAGAAUGAUACAAUAUUGGAAAGGAAGGUAAGAUGUAAAUUUUGAAUACCAUAGUGUAUAUUUGCAGAAAUUGACUCUCCACUUUAUUUUUCUCAUGUUUGUGUUAUAUGUACCUCCACUUGUGCAGUUUUGCUAAUUUCAUGGCAAUUUUUGUUCUACUUUGCAUCCAAAUCAAGACAAUGGAUUUACUAGCUGGUACCAACUUCAAUGCAUCUAGAACUCAAUCCCUGCAUAAUUAUGCACUGCAUUGAUAGACAUAAUAUUAUUCCAUAAGAAGCCCAUAUGAAAAGUCUCAUAUCUGUUUAAAAAUGUCUGGAACUUGGGAUGAAAUAUUUAAUCCUCAGUUAAUGUGCUAUGCCUUAUUGCUGCUGGUGUAUCCAGUGAUACUUGCACACAGUAUGUGUGUAAAAAAAAAAAAAGUGAACAUUUGUAAGUAGUGUAAUAAUUACACAAACUCCUAUGGUUAUGAUCAUGGUAUGACUAAUUACUUAACCUGUUGAUUUUGUAACUGUUCAUUAACAAUUGUUCACAUGGUUUGUUUUAGAAGUGCACUAGUCAAGAAAAUGUGCUUAAAUUUAAUGUAUUUUUUCAACAUUUGCAAUAUUUUAGACUCAACGGUGUUCUGUAAUUUAGCAGGUAUCUUUUAAGCUUUGUUUUAUUAAUUUGUUUGCUUAUUUUAAGUAUAGAAAAAUACAUUUAAACUGUGUUUAUACUUUGAAGAAAGGAAGUAGUUUGGAGAAUGCAAUGAAAAUAAAGUUCACAGGGGAUGACCACAUUUUAUAGUCUCAGUUUUCUGCCUUGACAUACUCUGUACAAUUUGCCAAUUUUGACGUAUUAUUUUAAUUAAUCCCAGUUUUUAGGUGUCUGCAACAGAAGCUUGACAAAUGUAACAGUCAGGUUCUUACUUUAUCGUAAAAGAGACAUAAUCUUAAGCAUUUAAUAGGGUGGAUUUAUGUGGUGUAGUUUAUUUCUUAUGCUCACUCAAACAGCUCUCCCCAAAGACAACAUUAAAAAUGUGAUUAGUUAGCUUCCAUCAAUAACACAAAAUAAGAAAAACUGAAGGGACAGGUUUGCAGAGGCCACAGCACAGUGUGUAGUAAACAAUAUAUUGCCUAAUAAGUUUACAUUUGCAGGCUCAUUUGUUAAAACUCUUGAAUUUCUAAUUUGUGUCGACAAGAUAAAUGGAUGGAGCCUUUGUAAUGUGUGAGAUUAAUACUGAUGGAUGGGGAAGCAAGUUUUUUUGCAAGCGUUUUGGUUCCAUGUGAUCCAGUAGGCUUUUCCUUGAAAAGCAUUUUUCUCUUUAUGUAUAUUUAUUUAUUUAUUUAUUUAUUAUUUGCUGGGCUGUUCCUUGAAAUUUACAUUUUAUAAAUACAAAAAAUAGAUAAUGCUUAAUACAUAUUUCAGUAAUUGAACCAGCCUUAUAGUUACCUGUAGACAAUAUUUCUUAAUGUGUCUUAUUUCUCAUGUUUAAGGUCCAUGUGGGCUAACUACAUUCAAAUGACUAUUUCAUGUAUCAUCUUGUUAUUUUGAAAUAUUUGUAUCUGUUUUAGAAACACACACACAGGUGUUAAAAUAUGGUAAAAGUCUGAUAAAUAGCAUAUUUUCCUGUGUAAGAAGCAAUGUCAUUAUUAUUUAUUUCUUAGCAAUGUCAUGUAAAAUGAUGUAAAUAAGUGAAGACACAAAUACUUGUACUGUUAUUUAGCAGCUAUUUCAAAAAAAUGAA